AUGGAGCCUACGAACGGGCCCAGGUUUCCUCACGCUGCGAACCCCCCUAGCUUCCUGGAAUGCCCAUUUCACAAAUACAAUAGCAUCCAGUUCUACUUAUGCACCGACAAAGCUAUGAGAGGGAUGGCAUGCCUCUGGGAACAUAUCAGAUCGAAGCACUUGGCCCUCAAUGGCUUCGCAACGUGGACUUGUCCGAAUUGCCGUGAUGAUUUCUACUUCUAUUCAGGUGGCAAUGAUGUAGGCGGUAAGCUUCCUAGCCGCCAUGAUUCGUCAAAAUGCGUCACAACUCGGCCGGGAGAGUCUGGCGUCUUAUUUAACUCAGAGCUGCAACUAUACAUGAACGCCACCAUAGGUCGAGGAACCGAGGCAGCAUGGCCAAGGACACAUUUGGUGGAGGUCGCGGUUCCUUACCUUACUGCAAAGGCUCGAACCAAAACGCUGGAUGCCGGCGAUCAAAUUCUUGUACUGGACAACAUAUACGCGACUCACAACAGCAUGAGUAGUGAUGCCUCCCAGGAGAACGGAACUCAAACUCUGCAACAGUACCCCGCGAAGCCCUGGCCAAAACCACCACAGGCUCCUCGUCUACAGCCCCCUCAUAACGGAACUCAAGCUCAGCAGCACCUCGUGAAUCCUUGGCAAGCACUACCACAGUCUUCUCAUCUACAGUUCCUCCAGAACAAUCACCAAAGCCAAGAUCUGCAACGACUGCAACAUUUUUACGCCGGGCCAACGCCUAACAAUUAUACUCAAACUCCAUUUUAUCAGCAGCCACCAUAUAGUUCUAACCCACAAACGCUCUAUGACUCGCCUCAACCUGACAUGACAUCUGCGGAGAAUCCUAGCGCACCGGCAAGCUCGGUUGGACAGCAGAACCUCGGUGCUACUCAGCCUCAACACCGGGGACAUUCGACGACGAAUCAAUUCGACAUUUCAUUCAAUUCGCCCUUCAAAGAGUUCAUCGAUACAUCUAUUUGGAAAGACGAUCAAGCGGGUCAUGGUCAGAACAACAAUGAGCCAUCCCUUGAUAUAGAUAACGAGGUAGAAGAUAAUGGUAUUGAUCUGAAGGAGUGGAUGAAAGGCUAUGGGCUUGGUUGA
Messenger RNA from Fusarium redolens, 1098 nucleotides. RefSeq lists its product as uncharacterized. The transcript has 3 exons. Lineage: Eukaryota; Fungi; Ascomycota; Sordariomycetes; Hypocreales; Nectriaceae. The record is from RefSeq and is a predicted model, not a curated record. The coding region runs from base 1 to 1098 and encodes 365 amino acids.